AUGGUCUUCUAUUCCUGGGCCGGCAUCAAGAAACCUCUUUCCGGAGCCUGUCCUGGUCCUUGUCCCCUGCCUUGUCCUGGUCCUGAUCCGCUGCCGCCACCUCCUGAUCCUCCCAGUCCCCCUGGUCUGCCUGUUCCACCUCCUCCUCCGCCUCCUCCACCGCUGCCCGAUCUGCCCCCGUAUCUGCCACCAAGUCCACUUGAUCUGCUCAGGCCACCACCCGGGUUCCUGCCCAGUCUGCCUCCUUCUCCACCACUGCCACCGCUGCCCCCGCUGCCUCCAUGGAACCCUCCGUUACCUGGACCAGAUCCUCCACUGUGCCCUGCCGUGAUGAAGAUCGGUAUCUGCGAGGCGAACACUGAUCGAGUCCCAGUUAUGAGCUCCAAGGGUCGCUGA
This is a messenger RNA of Laetiporus sulphureus 93-53, 396 nucleotides long. RefSeq lists its product as uncharacterized. The record is from RefSeq and is a predicted model, not a curated record. The transcript has a single exon. NCBI's taxonomy places the organism in Eukaryota, Fungi, Basidiomycota, Agaricomycetes, Polyporales, Laetiporaceae. Bases 1 to 396 code for a protein of 131 amino acids.